UAUGAGCCGUCCGAUACGAUAUUAUACCAAAAUUCUAUCACACAUUUGGCGGAUAGAUAGGAUUAUUCUCACUCCUCUUUUGUGCAGCUACUGUUAUACAGUUACGCACAGGACUGUGUGUAUUCAUUUGUUGAUAUAAUCAGGUGAUGACGACGAUGAUGAUACAGCAGCGAAUCGGAGUAUUUUCUUCUACCACAAAAUCGGUUUCAUCUUCGUAUUGUUGUUAUUGUUAUGUAAAUUAUCCCAAAAAAGUGUCCACACAUCAAUCGCAAACACUUGAAUCCCCUAAUUUUAAACCGCUUACUUCUCGCAUUGUUAGACUCACUCGCAAACGACAACUCAAUCAGAUUUUUGAGGAAGUUGAGGCUGCAAAAACACGACAUGGAGAGCUCAACACGAUUGUGAUGAACGCAGUGAUGCAGGCUUGUGUUCAUUGUGGAGACAUCGAUUCAGCUCUUAGAGUCUUUGCAGAGAUGUGCAAGUUCGGUAGUUGUGGUGUUGAUAAUGUAACUUAUGGGACGCUGCUCAAGGGUUUGGGCGAUGCUCGAAGGAUUGACGAAUCAUUUCAAGUACUUGAAUCGGUGGAACAAGGUACAGCUGUGGGCAGUCCAACUUUGUCAGCCCCACUUAUAUAUGGGUUACUGAAUGCUCUUGUUGAAGCAGGGGAUCUGCGUCGAGCGAAUGGACUUCUUGCUCGUUAUGGAUUUGUAUUUAAUGAAGGAGGCAACUACUCAAUCUCGGUUUACAAUAUGUUGAUGAAGGGAUACAUCAGCACGGGGUCUCCUCAAUCAGCACUACGUGUUUUCAAUGAUAUACGACUACAAGGGUUGAACCCUGACAAGCUCACAUAUAAUACUAUAAUCUUUGCAUGCGUAAGGAUGAAUGAUCUAGAAUCUGCAGUGCAAUUUUUCCAGGAAAUGAAGGACAGGUCACAGAAAGACGGCCAUGAGGACCUGGCACCUAAUAUUAUUACAUAUACAACAUUACUUAAGGGUUUUGGACAGAUGAAGGAUCUUGGUUCCAUUGAGAAAAUUGUUAUAGAAAUGAAGUUACGUCAUAACCUGUUGAUUGAUCGAGUUGCAUACACUUCAAUUAUCGAUGUGCUGCUAACUUGUGGUUCGAUUAAAGGUGCUCUCUGUGUAUUUGGGGAAAUGCUGAAGCAGGUUUCUAAAGAUAGCAGUCUUCGCCCAAAACCUCAUCUUUACCUCUCCUUGAUGCGUGCUUUAGCUGUUAAAGGCGAGUAUGAUUUGGUGAAAAAUCUGCACAGACGCAUGUGGCCAGACACAUCUGGAACUAUCUCAUCAGAUGCUCAUGUUGAAGCUGAUCAUCUUCUUAUGGAAGCGGCUCUAAAUGAUAAUCAGUUUGAUGUGGCUGUUCACUGUUUGUCAAAUAUCAUCAAAGAUUGGAAUGGCAUUUCCUGGACUAGUCGAGGAGGAAUGGUUGCUGCACGCAUAGAAGCAUUAUUGGGUUUCACUGCUUCCAUGUUUGAUCCUUACUUACUUCCCCAGCUAUCAGUCACUGAUUCCAUUGAGGGCAUAAUGAUGCCAUUGCAAGAAGCUCGUCCACUGCAAGCCACCUUGAGGUUGAAUCAAGUUGUGAUGCGUUUCUACAGAGAUUCAAGUGUUCCUAUUAUAGACGACUGGGGUAGCUGUGUUGGCAUAGUUCAUGCUGAAGACUGCAAAGAGUUAAAUGCCCCACUGUCUACCAUGAUGAAAAGCCCAGCUCCAUGCGUUAUAACCACGACAUCUGUUGGCCGAGUUAUUAAUUUGAUGCUAGAAAAGCGUUACAAGAUGGUGAUCAUUGUAAAAUGUGGGGACACAUUUGGUAAAUACAACUCAACAUCAAGAGCAGUUGGCGUUUUUACAGCUGACCAACUAUAUAAACUUACUGUACCUGCAUCAAAGCUGUCAAAUCAACAAUAUCCUCGUAGUAUAACAUCAAAUUAAUUGUACAUGGAGAGCUUUAAUUUUUGCAUCCCUGCAUAGUUAAAAAACUUCAGUAGCUGCAGUAGAAAUUCUUCUACAUCCAACUAAGCUGCUCUAUGGGACAUUGAAUGUGGAUGAGAUUUAGAAUCAGAUUCAGUAUCCAUCUUGAGGUAGACGACAGGUGUUGCACCGAUUUGCUGGAUUAGAGACCAGAGAUCGUCAAGUAUGGUAAUAAAAUGGUAUUUAUGCAACACCAAUUGUGAAGCAAAGCCGUUGGAUGACAUUUGAUUUUUCUAGGUGGAGAACUCCCAUGUUCAUGGACAAUGCUUAUUAGUGAGCAUCAUAAAUGGUCCACUAUUUUUUGUUGAAGAUUUGAUGGAGAAUUUAUUGUUUUUUGUACAUGGACAAUGCUUAUUACCGGACCAUAAUGGCGCAUUAAGUUCCGUAAGAGAUGCUUGAUUUGGGAAAUGAUGAUAUGGAUCCUGGUCGAGUUGAUUUCAACUGCAGGCAUGUUCUGUAUCGACAUUAUGGUAGCAUGUCUAACUAGAACUUAGUUGCACCAGAGUAUGGAUUUUACUCCAAGACCUUAAUGGAGGCGCAAGUGAUUAAAGGCAAUGUUUGGCUAUCUUUUUUGUCUGUAAUGUUUCUGGAAGGAGUUGUUGGUCGCUUUCUGUAAGUAGUAGUGGUGGUGGAUAUGUAUGGGACAACACUCUGCUCUACCAAGGUUUGUGACAACUUAAGAGUUGAGAUGUGAUAGCAUUAUUGUCAUUAGAAUAGAUUUAUGUUGUGAUGCUGUCUUAAUAGCUAACACAAGAAACGUUGUGUAGCUUGCUUAAUAAUUAAUAUGAAAAUAUAUUACUUGA
Daucus carota subsp. sativus is the source of this 2788-nucleotide messenger RNA. RefSeq names its product pentatricopeptide repeat-containing protein At5g10690. Gene Ontology annotation, molecular function: protein binding. The transcript has 12 exons. The record is from RefSeq and is a predicted model, not a curated record. Lineage: Eukaryota; Viridiplantae; Streptophyta; Magnoliopsida; Apiales; Apiaceae. The coding region runs from base 147 to 1946 and encodes 599 amino acids.